AUGAAGCUGAAAUCCAUAGUGAGCUCAGCGCUGUCCUCCCUGCCAUUAGCCCUAGGUGGCUCUGUCCAUUCGCAUUCUCUCGAGAUUCCUCUUGACCAGUAUUUCAACAACAAGGGAUUUGGAUCAUACCCGGGCGAAGCUGCCCUCAGCACUCUCAAUGAAUCCCUCCCAGCUGCCCCUGUUGGACAAGAUGGCAUCUACACAUCUACGUCCACGGGGGUCUCGUACUUGUUCCCCGGAUACAACCCCGAUGCUGAUGCGCAGGACAAUGUCAUCUGCGCAGGUCAGACCAUCACAGUGCCACCCUCGUCCAGUUACUUCGCUGCCUCAUUCCUCCUGGUCUCAGAUGUGAUGUCGUCGACCGUCUCGGAUAGCAUCACCCUAGUCUACUCGGAUAACACAACCUCAACAACCGAAGUACGCGCUCCCGCCUUCUGGUGGUUCCUCACCCUCCGCCGCGGACAAAUAACUCUGCCUUUCUUCUUCACCAACAACGGCACCAAUGGCAAUGCCUCUGAGAUUUACGAGACCCAUGCGCCUGUCGAGAGCGGCAAGGAUCUCCGCGCCAUCGUUCUGCCCGACACUACCAAUUCAACCUCCGGUCGUCUCCAUCUCUUUUCACUAUCGCUGUGGGAUGCGGGGGACGCGGGAAUCAGCGUCCAAACUGUGCGGCCUACGCAAAACUGGGAUGGGCAUGGCCGACAAGUCGUCGAGGCUAUUGUCAAUCACCAUGGUGCAGAGUGCGUCUCCGGAAUGAAAGUAUUCGUCGAUGCCCCGCAAGUCUACACCCCGGAGCCAACUCUCGUCAAAAGCAAUGGUACUGCUACGGUUACUGUCACGGUGCCUCACCGCCGGCCGGUCAGGGUGACCUUCCCGGACGUCGCAGUGGGCCUCCGGAAGUGGACCCCCGAUGCCGAUAGCCUGGUUGAGCACGAGCCUCCGCAGUGGUAUGACGGUGCCAAGUUUGGCAUAUUCAUCCACUGGGGUCCCUAUGCUGUUCCCGGCUGGGGCAAUUCCACCCCGAACGAGUGCUACUCCGAGUGGUUCUGGUGGUACUCAACUCGCAUCAACGAGCAGGCUGUCGCGGACCGGUGUGGCGUCAAUGCUUACCGCCUCCGGACGUUUGGCCCGGAUCUCGCCUAUGACGACUUCUUUGCCAACUUCACCGCGUCUGUAUUUGACCCUAAGGCAUGGGUGGACCUGUUUGCAGAUGCUGGAGCGCAGUACUUUGUCUUCACCACCAAGCACCACGACGGCUUCGCCAAUUUCGACACUGGCGCCACCUCGAACCGCUCUUCUCUCCAUCUCGGCCCACGCCGUGACAUUUUGCGCGAGCUCUUCGACGCUGCUGAGACGUACCAGCCGCAUCUCAAGCGCGGCACAUACUUCUCGCUUCCAGAGUGGUUCAAUCCAGACUGGGGAAAGUAUGGCUUCACGCAGUUCGACAAGCCCAGCUCCACAUCCUUCCCAGGAAUCAUUGCUCGGAACCCCUACACUGGAAAUAUUGAGCCGUAUACAGGGCGGGUUCCGGCCGAAGACUUCAUCGAUGACCUGAUGGUUCCUCAGAUGGACAUCCUCGCCUACCAGUACAAUACCGACAUCAUGUGGUGCGACGCGGGAGCGGCCAACGGCACCGAUGCCUUUGCCGCCCGCUGGUUCAACUGGGCCCGCGACCAGGGCCGCCAGGUCGCCAUCAAUGACCGUUGCGGCAGCACCUGGUCCGCCGACUUCGACACCCCCGAGUACGAAACAUUCAGCGUUGCCCAGCGCCGCAAGUGGGAGAGCAACCAGGGCAUGGAUCCUUACAGCUACGGGUAUAAUCGUGCGACGGCUGCGGAUGAGUACAUGAACGCCACCACACUGAUACACAACCUCGUAGACAUGGCCAGCAAGAAUGGCAACCUACUCCUCAACAUCGGCCCGCGUGCCGAUGGCUCCAUCCACGAGGCCAUGAUCAGCAGUCUCCGCGAGGCUGGCUCCUGGCUCCAUGCCCACGACGAGGCUAUCUUCAAUACGACAUACUGGUAUCCUACUCCUGAAGAGCGAUCCAUCCGCUUCACGCAAACCAACGACGCGUUCUACCUCUUAAGCCUUGACCGGCCGGUACCGGGACGUCUUGUCGUCGAGGCCCCUGUGCCUGCGCAGAAAGGAGAUCGGGUUGCCGCCCUUACCAUGGAUGGAGAGGUGGAUAUGGAAUGGGGCCUUGACGAUGGCGGUUCCUUCUGGAUCGAAGUUUCCAACGACAUUGUUGAAAGGGAUAGCAUUUGUUGGGUUUUCAGGGUACAGUACAAGUGA
Molecule: messenger RNA, 2295 nt
Organism: Geosmithia morbida
Lineage: Eukaryota; Fungi; Ascomycota; Sordariomycetes; Hypocreales; Bionectriaceae
Product: alpha-L-fucosidase
Exons: 2
Coding region: 1-2295 (764 amino acids)
Biological process (GO): fucose metabolic process; glycoside catabolic process
Cellular component (GO): lysosome
Molecular function (GO): alpha-L-fucosidase activity
Source: RefSeq, a predicted model, not a curated record